AGUUUGUCAUUAUCCCGAGGAAGAGGAGCGGCGUGGUCCUUGCGCAUUUCAGCAGAACUACUGGCACCUUUCAGCUGGACAAGCCAGCGCCCCGGUUGUGACCUUUCCGGGGAGACCCACGCGCCUGCCCAGCACAGCGAAGGACCCCACUUGGAGCCGCGUCUGCUGCUGCGAUCGGCCGACGUGCCCCUGCCGGAGCCGCGGCUGGUUCCGUCCACCUCUUCCACUUCAUUUAUCUGUGGAUCAUUUUGAGUCCAUCUUGUAAAUGUUUAGCACUUUGCUGCUUUACUGCUUCUUUCUGGGGACAGUUCCAGCACUGGCCGAGACCGGCGGAGAGAGGCGACUGAGCCCGGAGAAGAGCGAAAUAUGGGGACCCGGGCUCAAAGCAGCUGUGGUCCUUCCCGCGCGCUAUUUCUACAUCCAGGCGGUGGACACAUCAGGAAAUAAAUUCACAUCUUCUCCAGGUGAAAAGGUGUUCCAGAUUAAAAUUUUAGCCCCAGAUGAGCAAUUCACUAGAGUGGGCGUCCAGAUUUUAGACCGAAAGGAUGGGUCCUUCAUAGUAAGAUACAGAAUGUAUGCGAGCUACACAAAUCUGAAGAUAGAAGUCAAAUUCCAAGGUCAACAUGUGGCCAAGUCUCCAUAUAUUUUAACAGGGCCAGUUUACCAUGAGAAUUGUGACUGUCCUUUGGAAGACAGUGCAGCCUGGCUAUGGGAGAUGAACUGCCCAGAAACCAUUACUCAAAUUCAGAGAGAUCUGGCACAUUUCCCUACCAUUGAUCCAGAAAAGAUUGCAACAGAAAUCCCGAAAAGAUUUGGACAAAGACAAAGCUUGUGUCAUUAUACCUUGAAGGAUAACAAGGUUUAUAUCAAGACUCAUGGUGAACAUGUAGGUUUUAGAAUUUUCAUGGAUGCCAUACUACUUUCUUUGACUAGAAAAGUGAAGAUGCCCGAUGUGGAGUUUUUUGUUAAUUUGGGAGACUGGCCUUUGGAAAAAAAGAAAUCCGAUUCAAACAUCCAUCCGAUCUUUUCCUGGUGUGGCUCCACAGAUUCCAAGGAUAUCGUGAUGCCUACCUACGACUUGACUGACUCUGUCCUCGAAACCAUGGGCCGAGUCAGUCUGGAUAUGAUGUCUGUGCAAGCCAACACAGGUCCUCCCUGGGAAAGCAAAAACUCCACAGCUGUCUGGAGAGGGCGAGACAGCCGCAAAGAGAGACUUGAGUUGGUUAAACUCAGCAGAAAACACCCGGAACUCAUAGACGCUGCUUUCACCAACUUUUUCUUCUUUAAACACGAUGAAAGUCUGUAUGGUCCCAUUGUGAAACACAUUUCAUUUUUUGAUUUCUUCAAGCAUAAGUAUCAGAUAAACAUCGAUGGCACCGUUGCAGCUUAUCGCCUACCGUAUCUGCUAGUAGGUGACAGUGUGGUGCUGAAGCAGGACUCCAUCUACUAUGAACACUUUUAUAAUGAACUGCAGCCCUGGAAACACUACAUUCCAGUUAAAAGCAACCUGAGCGAUCUCCUAGAAAAACUUAAAUGGGCAAAAGAUCACGAUGAAGAGGCAAAGAAGAUAGCAAAAACAGGACAAGAAUUUGCAAGAAAUAAUCUCAUGGGUGAUGACAUAUUCUGUUAUUAUUUUAAACUUUUCCAGGAAUAUGCCAGUUUACAAGUGGGUGAGCCCCAAAUCCGGGAGGGCAUGAGGAGGGUAGAACCACAGACCGAGGAUGACCUCUUUCCUUGCACGUGCCAUACAAAGAAGUCAGGCAACAGCUACCUGAAUUCCUCCUGGAGUCUCCAAGCAAUUCAUUCUAGCAGAGGCAGAUAAAAUAGAUCCCAAAAAGGCAAAAGACAAGCGCUAAGAUGCAGUGAAGUGAGCUCUCAGCAAACUGGAGGGAAGCCAUUUUUACUGUGAGAAUUCAGAUCACGUGGCAUUUGAAUAGAUGUUUACAGUUUGAAAAGUGUUUUCACACCUAUCAUCUAAGAGCUUCAUCUCCUUGUGAGAUCGUUUCUGCAGAGUUCGUCAUCCCAGUUUGGAGAUGGAAAAAUGUAUAACCAUCAAUAUUCACGUUAACAGAGUAUUCAUUUAAAAGCAAUCUCGGUUGAUACCACUACAUACUGAUUUUGUUUAUAAAAGGCAGAUGCACAUAUGGACUUGGCAGGCUGAAGAAGACCUGAGAGAUCAGUAAAUGCCUUCAUUUUAUAGUUAACAAAACCGAGCCCAAAGAAGAGUUUAGCUCAGAAUCAUCUAUCUGGAUUAUAGCAAAGCAAGAACCAAAACCAGUGUAUCACCUUCAAAUUGUGUGCAUAAUUGUGCGUAAAGACAGUGUGAUGGCUUGGGGGGGGGAGCGGUGAUUAUAGGUAUUUUUCAUUUGAAGGAAUAUAUACUGUAUAAAGUUAUUAUAUGUAUUAUAUGUAUAUAUAAAAUAUGCUGGCUUGACAUUAUUUUAAGCAACAGCAUCAUGUCUCUGAACGGACAAACUCAGAACCGUGGCAUUGGAACCAAAGUUGAGAGCGCAGAUUUGGCAAUUAUUACGUCUGCCUCUCAAGCGGUUUUAAAAGGAAUAAGACUACCAGGCCCGAUGGCGUGAUGGAGCCACGCCUCAUCCAAGUUCACAGACUGUUAAAUAUUUAGGGAUUUUUCACAGUGGUUAAAUUUUGGUAGCUUGGAAUCCACGUGGUGGAAGUAUUUACACCGUGACAACAGUACAUGCUACAAAUCAGUUUUGGUUGUCUGUUUUUUGGGGGGGGGAACUGAUUUGCCACCAGCUGGCUCUCAGAGGUGGUGCAUCAUCAGCAUUAAUUCCUCUCAGUGCUGCAAGGCCAUAAAAUCAGUGAAAGCCAGUGACAAAACAGAAAUUUCCGGACUCGAAACGUGCUCCCACGUGGAGUUAGUGAUUUGAUAUCAGAACGCUUCUGUUGGCUCCAAAUGAAAGUGGGCAGCUCCCUUUCUCCACUCCUCUUUUUAAAUUUUUAUCUCUAAGUGACUUUGAGGGGUGCCAAAUGAUUCCCCAGAUUCAUAGCAGUUAGGGACUAGAAUGAUAGCUUUGUUUAUUUUUUGCCCAUUGUCUACUCUAGCCGUUCACUGAUACCAUUCAUAACACAAGCCUUUUACCAUAAUACAGACGCUUAGAUGUUCAGGUUCCCCACCAAUGUGACUUUACCCUUGGGUGAUUCCAAAUAAUAGUCUUAAAAGCCUCUAGCAAUAACUUGGCUUUUUUUUUUCCCCUUCUUUCAUCUUUAGGGGAAAAUAAUGAAUAGACUAACAUAAGCCUUCUUGACCCGUAGAAGACUUCCUGAUGGCUCUAAAUAUUUUGUUUCUUAAUUGCAGACCAAAGAUGAACUCUGAUACGCAAAAUACCUUUCCUUCAAAUAAUGGUGCUCUGAAGACUCUUCUUAACUGAAAAGAAGAAGAAUGUCUUUUAAAUAUUAAUUCCAUGGACAAUAUAAAAUCUGCUCUGUGAUUGCCUGGAUUAUGAAGAUAUGUUUCUUCUUAUUAUUGCAGUAUUCCCAUGACUGACCUUUAAAGCACAUUUUUAGAAUUUUAUAAUAAAAGCACUUUUAUUUUAAAA
Molecule: messenger RNA, 3566 nt
Organism: Aethalodelphis obliquidens (Pacific white-sided dolphin)
Lineage: Eukaryota; Metazoa; Chordata; Mammalia; Artiodactyla; Delphinidae
Gene: POGLUT2
Product: protein O-glucosyltransferase 2
Exons: 10
Coding region: 266-1822 (518 amino acids)
Cellular component (GO): endomembrane system
Molecular function (GO): protein binding; glucosyltransferase activity
Source: RefSeq, a predicted model, not a curated record